AACUUGUAGUUUAGGACGUGUUGGAAACCAGCCGGCGCGUGAGUCCCAGAGACUUCAUGUCCCAGGAUUCCCCUGACCUCUCAGAUACACGCUGACAGGAGCUCAGUCACAAACAUGCCUAGGGACCGGAGGAGAGGGAACCAAAGUGCCAAGAAAGGCAGCGGGAGUCGCGGCUCUCGUAAUGGAACCCGUGGAGAUUCUGAGGCCAGUGAAGAUGAGGCAGCGAGUGAAGUCCUUAGUCACUGUAGCAGUGGCAGUGAAACUGUCAGCGUGGCAGAGGAGGGAACAGGCAAUGAGCUGGACUAUCAGGCCCAACAGGAACAGCGGCUGGACAAGCUGAAAGAAGAUAUAGAAAAUAUAAUGGAUAAGAGUGUGAAAACACGAUUGACUGCACUAGGGAAUUUGCGGCUUGUUCUGUCUUCACUGGUCCUUGAAGACUUCUUGUUAGAGAGACGAAUCACCCUCACGGAGGCGCUAGAGCGCUGUCUGAAGAAAGGGAAGGAAGAGGAGCAGUCACUGGUAGCCAUUGUCCUUUCCCUUUUAUCAAUACAGCUAGGUUGUGGUGCAGAAGGGGAGGAACUGUUCCGCUGUGUGAAGCCAGUCUUGAUAAAUAUAGUAACCGACUCCAACGCUGGAUUAUCUGCCCGUCAAAGUUGUGCCACCUGCCUGGGACUGUGCUGUUACAUCGCUGCUGAGGAUGUGGAGGACCUGAUUUCUACUGUUUGCUGCCUGGAGGGAAUUUUUACUUCAUGUUAUUCAAACUGCAGUGCACCCAGUCCUGCCCUGCAAGGUCUCCUUUGCUGUGCCAUACAGUCAUGGGCGCUCUUGCUUACCAUCUGCCCAGCCACCCAUGUGCAGAAAGUACUGGAGAGUCACUUACCUCGAUUACCUGGAAUUCUGUCCAGUGAAAGUGUGAGCCUUCGGAUUGCCUCCGGAGAGAAUCUCGCCCUCCUGCAUGAAUUGGGUCAUGAUCUUGAUGAUGAAUUCUUCUAUGAAGACACAGACCGUCUUUGUGUGAGUUUGAAAGCUUUAGCCACAGACAGCAACAAGUACAGAGCCAAGACUGAUAGACGUAAGCAGCGCUCUAUCUUCAGGGAUGUAUUACACUAUAUUGAGAACAGUGAGUUCCAGGAGGAAACCAUCAAAUUUGGCCUGGAGGUGAUGUGUGUGGACAGCUGGGCACGCAGGAGAACGUAUAAUGCGUUUAAGAAAAUUUUGGGUUCUGGAAUAAGACAUCACUUACAGUAUAAUGAGGUUCUGCGUGAAAUCUUCUCACUUGGUCCUCCCCUGGUACUGGAUGCUGCAACAAUCAAGGCCAGUAAAAUCUCCCGUGUUGAGAAGCACAUGUUUAAUUCAGCUGCCUUCAAAGCAAGAACGAAAGCUCGGAACAGGGUCCGGGAUAAGCGCGCUGAUGUCCUGUAACCUGAACCUGCUCAUUCCCACACCAACCACUGUGACUGACCUCACUCAUCUGGGGGAUCACUUUUACAGAAAUGGACUCUUCUUAACCAAAUAAAAUCCCUUUUGCUGCCGGCUCAUCCGCCAAUCUGCUGAGCAACAUGGCUCUCCCUUUAUUGGUACAUGGCCGGUGACUAUGACUGAUGCUAUAUUGGCAUUUGACGCUUUUAUUUAGGCAUUUUUAACCAAAAUGAAAAUCCUGUUUUUGGUUGUUGGCAGCGAUAUGUCCCCAGAGGACACUAUGGAAGGAUGCUGGAUUUUUGGGUGAUGUUAUUCUGGACGAUCAGUCUGGGAACUUUAAUACAGUGUCCAUUGAAUGUUCUAUGUUCCUCAAGGACACAACACUCAAGCAGGGAAAUUCUACCGGGUCCUCUUAGCUGGUUUCCCAACAUAUACAGAGAUAUCUCCAUUUGAACUCAUAAAAUAACAGAGACAUGAUUUUAGGAACUAUUAUGUGUGUGAAGGAUGCUGCUUCUGCUGCUGCUGCUUCUUAGCAUUAUUACUUGACCACUGUCUACAUGAAUUCCUUCUACCAGAGUCAGGGGGUUGGUGGAGCACAUAUGACCAAAAACUGGGUAACUUUGCACUCUAUCUGCUGAUCUUUCACCCAGAUUGGAUUGGCAUUUCUUUCUCAGAAUGAGCCUUUCAAUAUCUCACAUGGCAUGAUAAUGUUACCAAGUACACCACUAGCCGAGGGAUCACAUAAUAUUUGGUACAUGACCACUGUAAUCAUGUCCCCUUCAGUUCUUCUGAGACCACAGUAAUCUCUGGUUAUGAGGAGCAUUGAUGUUGACCAAUCGCAAAGGACUGUGGAUGCUUCUCUUGGUCGUAUUUGAGGUGCUUAAAUGAACGUUAUUUCAUAUUGAUAUUUUUUAACUUUGGUUUUUUUAAUGUUGCAUAUUUGCACCAUGAAUGCAGAAACAAAGCCAGUUGUUCCUGACCUCCAUAUGAAAUGCAAAAACAAAUCCGUGCGCCUAUUAACUUACAUAGUAUGGGCAGUAUCCUACUUGAUGUUGAACAACCUAUGGCUGCAAAUGGACACUAUGGGGCACAUUUACCGAGGGUCUAAUAUCUAGGGUUAAUUAACCCUCGAUAUUCGACCGUCGAAGUAAAAUCCUUCGAAAGUUGAAGGAUUUUGCGCUAUUCCUACGAUCAAAGGAAUAAUCGUUCGAUUCAACGAUUAAAUCCUUCAGAUAGAACGAUUCGAAGGAUUUUAAUCCAUCGAUCGAAGGAUAUUCCUUCGAUCAGAAAAUUGUUAGGAAGCCCAUGGGGACCUUCCCCGUAGGCUAACAUUGGCCUCGGUAGGUUUUAGGUGGCGAACUAGGGGGUCGAAGAAUUUUUUAAAGAGACAGUACUUCGACUAUCGAAUAGUCGAACGAUUUUUUGUUCGAUUCGAAGGUCGUAGUCGAAGGUCGAAGUAGCCCAUUCGAUGGUUGAAGUAGCCAUAUUUGACCAUUCGAAAUUUCCUCUAUUCCUUCACUCGAACUAAGUAAAUGGGCCCCUGGGUGUAUCACUUCAACAACUCUGGUUGUAUGGUCUACUCUAUACCAUCAAAAUAAUAUCCUUAAUCUACAAUACAGCACCUAACCCUACCACCACCCCCUUUUCACUGCAGUGCCUGGGGCAGGUAAGAUACCGCCCCACAUCAUUAUUUAUAUCACAGAUGCAACUAAAUUAUCAGAACAUCUAUUUAUCUCUGGAUUUUAUACAGUGAAUUCUGCUAAUUAUUUUUUUAGGGAAAAGCCAAAACUUUGAUAAUAAAAAUUUUAAAGAUUACUUUUUUUGUGUGAUAGAGAUGAUGAGAUGCUAUUUUGUAUUAAAUAUUCCCAUGAA
Molecule: messenger RNA, 3291 nt
Organism: Xenopus laevis (African clawed frog)
Lineage: Eukaryota; Metazoa; Chordata; Amphibia; Anura; Pipidae
Gene: ifrd2.S
Product: interferon-related developmental regulator 2 S homeolog
Exons: 12
Coding region: 115-1422 (435 amino acids)
Source: RefSeq, a predicted model, not a curated record